Soboliphyme baturini is the source of this 273-nucleotide messenger RNA. The record is from the annotation of a GenBank genome assembly. Lineage: Eukaryota; Metazoa; Nematoda; Enoplea; Dioctophymatida; Soboliphymatidae.
AUGCCCGUGGCCUCGACAUCGUCGACACGUGGCCAUCGCCUACCGUCUGACCUUUGUCCGCCGAUGGCUAAUUGGGAACCGCGUCGGUCGGCACCUCAAACAAUGGUGGACACGCUGACAAAAGAGAGGAAUUGGACCAUCGAUCACGGACCGAGAUUCACCAUCUUAUCGGCCGACGCAUCGGGGCUGUCGCCGCUACACGACGAUGCCAGACAGAUGUGCAGCGGCCCGAAGUCGAUGGCCGCCUCUGGCCAACGACCACAACACACAUGA